CAACAUUGCUAUUUGGCGUCCAUCUUUAAUCUUUUGAUGUGUUGUGAUAUUUUAACAAAAUUGUAAUAAAAUUGUUGUUAUUACUUCUACAAUUUAUUUAAUACAUAAAUUCUAUUCAAAAGUCUUAUCUGAGUACUAUAACAUAAAAUAAUUACUUGCAGAUGAAGUGUGCAAAUGGAUAGGCUGAACCACUUGCGGGGAGAAGCGGGGGGCUCGCGGGACUCCACGCUCGACACCACGUCCCCCCCGAGCGAGUCUUUCAUGACCGCCAACGAGAGCUCCUCCAAAUACUUUUCUCUGUCAGAAGUGGACUCUGUUGACUCAACUUUCGACAUUUCUUCUAUAAAAGAUGUUUCACUGUCUAGUACCGCCACUGAUACCGAAGGGACCAUAACAAAUGCCGACGAGCUGAUAUCAAAUCUAUCACCAAUUGGAAAGAAAAGUGAUAUGCUAGAUACCUACAAAAUUGGUAAACAGAUUGAAGCAGCUAACAUUUUGUCAGGCGGUGUGGAUAUAUUUGAUGAUAAUGACAAUUCUUAUGAUGGAGAUGAGCUGGUGAUUGAUGACAAUGUUGAUGUUGAUGACAAGUCAAGUUCAGAAAUGAAGCAGCCAGAGGAAAUGCAAUUUAAGUCUGAUGAGAAUAUGAUUGAAUCUACUUUGAUAAAUGAGGAGAUGGACAUAGCUAGUAAAGAUACUGAAGUGGUGCUACAAAUUGAUGGUAAAAACGUAGAUGCUAUAGAUAUUGGUAAUGGAUUGUACUUGUAUAGGAAGGAAGGGCAGGAGGAGCUGGCUGCAGUCCAGAUAAUUGAUGAUGAUCAACAGCAAACCAGCUUCAAGUUCCUGAAAGUGCGUGAAAAUGCUGAGGGUAAUUUAGAAGUUUAUGAAGAAAUAGAAAUAGAAGUACCUAAAGAAGUGCCUGCAAAAGAAGGGAAGAUGCCUGAAAAGAAGACAUCAUCACAUGUGCCUAUAACAGAUAUCAAUAAAGUUAUUAGUGAGUCUGGGUGCAACAAAGUUGCUGAAAGAAAAACUAAAGUGCCCAGAAAAGAACCAAUUUUAACAAGAACAGAGGUUGAUGUUGAUGGUAAUAAAGAAUCAUCAUCUGAUGCUAAAACUGAACUGAAUAUAAAUGGUAAAAUGAUGAAAUUCAGUGAAUCAAGAAAAUCACCUGUUAUAGGUAGUUAUACACCCAUGACAUACCAUUCCACACCAAAUAAAGAACGCAUACCAUUGACUAAGACAAUGGUAGACCAACAGCUGCACCCUAACAGGCAUUCAGAUAAUGUAAAGAAAACAAUAGAAGUUCAUACUGACAGUAGCAAGCAAAGGACUGCUGAAACACCAAUUAAAAAUAAAGAUGUCAGUGAUGACAAUACAAAUGUUGAUGUCAGUGGUGACAGCAAAAGUCUUGAAGUAAAUGAUGAUGGAAAAAAUGUUGAUGUCGAUGAUGGCUGCAAAAAUAUUGAUGUCGAUGAUGGCUGCAAAAAUGUUGAUGUCAAUGAUGACUGCAAAAAUGUUGAUGUCAAUGAUGACUGCAAAAAUGUUGAUGUCAAUGAUGGCUGCAAAAAUGUUGAUGUCAAGGAUGACUGCAAAAUUGUUGAUGUCAAUGAUGAAUGCAAAAUUGUUGAUGUCAAUGAUGAAUGCAAAAUUGUUGAUGUUAAUAAUGAUAAAAAAAACAUUGAAGAAAUAAGUGAAAAAGAACUGGUAAUAGAUGAAUCAGUUGAAAAAGUAGAUAUGUCUAAAGAGGCAGAUAAGAAUAGUACAGUAGUAAAGAACUUAGACAGUGAUAAUGCUAAAGUUUCGGUGCCAAGUACUAAUGAAGUAUUGAAUGAAAAAUGUGAUGAUAUCAUACAACUUCCAGCUGACCAAGAGAAUGUUGUUGAUUCAACGGAUAAAGAUAUGACUUGUGAUAAAGCAAUAAUUAAGGAAAAAGUUGAAGACGUAAAAGUAUGUGAAGAGCACAAAGAAGAAAAAAGUAGUGACAAAAAUUUAAAUGUUAUAGAGAAAACUGAUGUUGUUAUUGUAGAAGAAGUUGUUGACAGUGCAGGUAAUAAAGUAGAAGAAAAGAUAGAAGGGCCUGUUCCAAUUGAUCAAGUUGAAAUAGGAAAAAAAGAAAAUGUGAAAGUAACAAGUCAAGUUGAAGCAAAACAAUCUGAGUCUGUUCCGAUAUCUGAAGAUGAGGGUAUAAAAAAUAUUGAUGUUACUAAUAAAGAAGUUAAAGUAACAGUUAUAGACAAUACUCAAUGUGAUAAUCAAGAUAAGACCAAAAUUGAAGAAAUUAUUUAUGAUGUAACAACAGAUCAAGAUAAUGAUGAUAUUAUAAUUAUUGACGAUAUUGAAAUCGACGAUUCUAAGAUGGAAGAUAAGACUUCUGACGUGAAACUUGAAGCCCAUAAACAAAGUAAUCUAGAGUCAGGUAUUUCAAAGCAAAAUGAAGCUAUUACAAAAAUAAAUGAAUGUCCUGGAGACAAAAAUAAAAAAGAGUCUAGUGUAACUUUUAAGGCCAAUCUUGAAAACCACGAGGAACCAACUAAAAGUGAGUUAUCAAUGUCAAACGAGAUUACAAAAAUUAGUCAAUCUAAAAUUCCAAUACCAACAACAAAAACGGAAUCAGUAACAAAAGAACCAAUUGAAAGUGAGAAUUUGCAGACUAAAGAUCUUUCUAUACCUAUUAAUCUAAAUGAAGAAAAAGUUGAAUUAAAUGUCGAAAAUUUUAAAGAAGCAGGUCUAACAGAAAAGAAUGCUAAGGAAGUAGUCAAACAUAUUCCAGUGGCUGAAGUACCAACACAGCCUUACAGUAAAAUAGAAAAACCUCAAAAACUAGAAACAAAAGUGGAUAAAAGUCAAGAUAAGCUGAUCUACGUACCUGAAGCAUUAACAAGUAAAACCACAGCUCCUAUUUCGUCUACAACUUCUAAAACAGAAGUUAUGCCUCAAAAGGAAAAUAAUGUACUUGAAAAAUCUCCCAAAAAGUUAUCUAAGCCAGUACCAUUUGCUGAAUCUCAAUCUAGCAUAAUGCGUUUAAAAAUUGACAGUACGACCAAUAUAAAAGCAGACGCUUCUGAGAAAUCUGUGGACAAAAGUAACAAAGUGCCUAGUAGGGAAGUAAAGGAACAAAAACCUGUGUCAUCUCAAAAUCUGUCUGUAGUUAAUCCACAAAUCAACACUAAAGACGCUGAUAUUAAAAUAGCCCCCAAAGAAUCUAUACCUGUCAAACAGAAAAAAGAUGAAGUUGUAAAAAGCAGUUCAGUUCCAAAAGAAGAACAACCAAGCUGUUCAGGCGUUCAAGAUGUCACCAGCACAUCAACAGACAGUCUUCCUUCACAAAGUAGUGACAACAAACAUGAAACUGGAGAUGCUAGGGAUGAUUCUAAUACGGACGAAUCGGGAGGUAGUAAAGAAGCAGUACCUUUCGGAAAAUGGACAGCAACAAACAGAAAAGAGUUCUUGAUUAAAAUUAAAACUAGAACUACUGUAGCUCCUGCUGUACCAUCUACAAGUAGUAAUCAGCUUAAAAAUACGAAUGACCUCAACAGGCGAGACGUUCUCCAAAAAAUUGAUAGUCAAAGGCAACAGUCGAACAAUGCAGCAGCUCUAGCGAAAAAUCAAGAAGCCAAUAAAAAUGUAAACAAAAACGAGACAGCAUUUGUCAGCAAAACCAACUUAAUUCAAAAGAAGGACAACAUACAAGAAGUUAAGGUUCUGGCAAAACCCGAAAUCGUGAAAGAGACGUCUGAAGCUGUUGCUGAAAAAGCUCCUGUUAAGGAAGAUGUUCCAAAUAACAUUCAAAACGAAGCCACUCAAGUCGCAAGUGUGACUAGCGUUAAGAAAGACAGUGCUCAACGAACAGAAGUAAAUUACCAAGACUUAAUUGAUAAAACUAUUGAAGAUAUGAUACACAGAACAGUAGCUCCUACAAAACCUCAAGAUGAGCCAAGUCAAACUGCUGCGAAAGAGUCCAAUAUUUCUCAAAGUGGUAAGUUCCCACCAAAUUAUAAACCAACUGACCAAGCUACUCUGGACGAAAUAGAAAUGAAAAUGAAUGAAUUACAUGGUAUACCAUUUAUCGAAAGACCUCCACAUGAAUUACCAGUGGUUCCUGUAGCAGAACCUGUACCCAAAACAUAUUCUAAAAUUGAUAAGCAAAAGUCAAACAUUCAUAAUAAAACUUCAAAAAUACCAAAUCUCUUACCAUUUUCAAAUAAAAAUCCGACAAAAAUGAUUAAGGAUAAUGUAAUCGAAGUAGACUCUGAAGACGAAGUAAUAGAGCAUGAACCCAUUACAGGUGAUAUUGCUGUAACUAAGAAAACUGUAAGCGCUAAAUUACCUCCUAAAGAAAAAGCAAAGUCUUAUGCUAAUACAGAUAAAUCCAAACAAGAUGCUGGCAAAAAGGAACCUAUAAUCACAGAAAAAGAUUUUGACAAGUUCGCGAGACGUAAUUCUAAAACUUAUGAAAAUUGCCUCACCAUGAACUUAGAUAGUAAAGAUUCUCGUAAUGUUAUCCAAACAGUGGUAGAGAAAGAUCUGUAUCCAAAGAGUUAUUCUAAAAAUGAUAUCGCACGAGUUGAUCCGAAAGCCAAAGCACCAUACAAGUACCAGAACGUGCGUCCUAAUAUACAACCAGCUAAAGUACACGGACCUAGAGUGGGUACUACUGCUAAUGAAGAUUCUUCUAACAGGAAUCAAUCUAAAUUACAAAAAGCAUAUCAUUCUGCUUUGUCAGCCAAACGUCAAUUAGAGGGUCCUAUUACUAUUAUUGAAGACAAACCAGUAAAAGUAGUAUUCAUGGAUAACAUGGAAUUCGUUCCCAGCUCACUUAAUCUUCAGGGACAACACCUUUCUCCCACUAAGAAAUUAGUUACUGAUUCCGAUAAUUUCACUGUUAGCACUCUUGACUCUUUAGAAUCGGAAACAUUAGAUACAACUGAAGAUUCUAAGGCACAAGAAGAAAUUAAAACAAAGUCCAAACAUCAAAGAAAACAAGUUCUAACUCCUGUCGAUGAACCCGAAUUAGAAUUGAUUGAACCAAAAGAUUUGGGUCUUGAAGCAUCACCUAAGAAGAAAAGAAAAACUGAAGAAGAGAAAUCAGAUAAAACAAUAAAAUAUCCGAUGCGAAAGAAGUAUUACCUUAUUGGCUCUAACACAGUAGCUGAUGAAAAAUAUACACCAGCAACAGAUGUAAUUAAAAACCCUCUCAAAGAGACUGUAAAUCUAAACGACAAUGGCGUCUCACAUAAGAAUGCAGUUUCAGCUAUAGAUAAUUUAGUGAAAGCUGCUGAGCUACUAGAACACCAAUCAGAGAACAGAAACAUUGUUGAUUCUCCGAAUAAUGACAGUCAGCAGAGUACCCCUGUGAAAAGAGGAAGGGGCCGUCCGAGGAAGUACCCACUUCCGGAAGGAGGUGUCGAAAAGACUAAAGUGCCAAGCCCACAAAAGAAACCUCGAUUAAUAGAUGCCAAAGUUCCUAAACGUGAUCCCGUGACAACAACUGAUGACGAUGAUGACGACAGUGAUGAUGCCAUCAUCAAAGAAAAUUGGACAAUGGGAAAAAUCAAUGAAAACAUAGUUUGCCCAAUAUGUAAUAAGUUAUUUAGAACUGAGAACGUAGUUUUUAAACAUGUCAAACAUUGUACCGGUCCUUCACCGAGUCGAUCUGGCUCAGACAAAAGAAGCCCCAGGAGGAUGAGACCAUCACAGGAAUCUGAUUCAAAGUCACAAAGUAGCAAAUCGGAUGAUAUGGAUCUCGACGAUGAUAAACCUCUUGUUGUUAGAAAGGAAACUCCUAAGAAACGUAAAUCCAAGGAUUCUAUUGCUAAAUUCGAUGAUAAAGACGAAGUUAUCGUUAUUGAAGAUACGCCACCAAUUAAAGAGAAGCCUGAAAGAAAAGAAAAGGAAAUUGACGACAGAAAAAUACACGAAUCUAGAAAACCUAGAGCAAAACUAUUCAAUAAAGGUAAUGAUCUGGUUUGCGAGUUCUGUGGUAAAACAUUCAGGCAGUUAUCUUACUUGGUGAGUCAUAAAUUACAACAUAAGAAAGAGGAGCCGAAGAAAGUAGAGAAGGAAGCUCCUACCGCGAUCAAAUCAGUGUACAGCUGUGAAGUCUGCAAGAAAGAUUUCAGAAAGUUACAUCAUUUAGUUCAGCAUCGGAUUAUUCACAACCCUAGCUCAGCACCUACAAGAACUCAGAGAAAGAGUUCUUCGGAGCAAUCUGACACCAAGAUUGAAAAAGAACCAAAUAGUUCUAAACACAGCGAAGAUGCAAGCGCUGGUUUCCGCUGCGAACCUUGCGACAAAUCAUUUAGAAAGUUACAUCAUUUAGUGGAACAUAGGGAAACCCACGAUGGUAUUAAUAGGCAGAAAACUACGCCAGCUGUGGUACAUAAUAAUGUUGAGAAGCCUGUGACUUUACACCAAUGCGAAGUUUGUAAGAAAACUUUCAGAAAACUUCAUCACUUGAUUGAACACAAGGAACAACAUGUUGAAACUAGUUCAGAAAAGUCAGACGAUAAGAGCGUUAAGAGUUCUUUGUCAACCAAAGAUAUAAUACAUGAGUGUUCUCUUUGCUACAUGGUAUUUCCUAACGAGCAUUCCCUAAACAAACACACAAUUAUCUGUCUAAGAAAAAAGAGACAAUCAAAACAAGCCAAACCGGUCGAAGGCUCAGAAGCAGGAGAAUCUGUUGAAGACUCAAAUGAGUCUGCUAAAGCAGAAGAAAAGAGUGACAAUGUUGAAACUCCGAAAGUAGUCGAAGUAGAAGUAAAAGAAGAUUUGCACAAAAAUGAAGUUGAAAAGAUCGAAGUCCCUGUAGAGAAGCCUAAACCAAUUGAAGAAAAACCUGCAGAAGUUGUUAAAGAGGUACACAGAGAAAUUGAGACUGUUCCACAGAAAAUUGAAACCAAACCCGUUGAACCACAACUUUCUGCUCCUACAAAGAGAGAGUUUUCAGAGACAGAAAAUGUUAAAACAGAAGUUAAACCCGAAGUUCCGGAAAAAAUCAAAAAGGUUGAAGUUUCAGAAACUAAAGAUCACGAAACACCUAAAAAGAAAGUUUCUCCGAAAGAAAAAUCUGCGCCAAGCAUAAACAAGCGUCUCAAAACUACAUCGCCGGCACAAGUUUCCAGUUCUCAAGACAAUAAACCAGCAGUAGAAUCGAGUGACGAUGAUGAGGUUAGAUAUAUGCUGAAUCCAAACUUCCAAGUCGAAGACGUAACGGAAGAAAAAGUCUUCAUGAAAGUUCGGGCAAAUAAGCGGAGUUCUCUCCAAAUAGAACGGCCAAAUUCCAAAGAUUUAGUUAAGAGGAGAACAUCUUUACAACACCCGCCCAAAAUUCCGCGCUUGAAACCGAAACCCGUGGAACCAGCAUCUGUAAAAAUUAUAGCCAAAACGCCUAAAGUAGAACCAUUACCUUCGACUGACUCUGAUGAUAGUGAAACUGUGAAAUACUCUUUCCCAAAAACCAUUCCUGAAAAAUCAACGAAACCCGCACAAGACCGCACACCUCAAAAGAAAACCUUAGCUGAUAAGCGAAAGUCUUUGAGUGGGAUUGCAAAGAGAAAAUCCUUGGGGAAAGCUGUCAUAGCCAGGCACAAACCAAUGCCCGUGAAACAGAUCAAGAGAAGAACAUUGGAAGUGGAGCACAGAUGUGACUGUGGCCAGUUGUUUAGUAGCGCGGCUCUGUUGUCGCGGCACACGACUCUGGCGCACACUCCGCCGCGAAUACGUCGCCGGCGGUCACCGCCGCCCGAGGUUAAACCUGUCAUCAAACCAGCGCCCCGUAAAUCUAGCGUUGCCGACAAACCUAAACAAGCUCCGGCUUCAAGAAAGUCAAGCACGCGGAGCGACAGUAGUACCUCUACCAAUGCAAAAUUGAACAAACAGGAAGCAAAACAAACAAGAAAAUCUCUUGACAAAGAUACAAAAACUCCGGCAGAAGCGAAGAAACCUAAACCUGAAAAGUCUGAAGCGAAGAGCAGCGUAAAGCCAAGGAGGACGGGCGCUCACCGGGGCGUGCCCGUGCCAGAGAAAAUGAGGAAACUUAUGCAAAAGAAUAAUAAGUAGAUAUUGUAUUAAAUAGAUUGGUUCGCGUUACGAAGUUGGACUGAAUAAUAUGUUCCCUGUAUUUCGGGAUGUUAUUAGUAAGGGGACCGCUAGUAUGUUUAGAUAAUAUCACGCAUCACAAGGCUCACAAUCGUAACAAACGGACCAUUGUUAAAUAAAAAUAUUUUUACACAUUUGAUGGAAAUGGUACAUCAACAAACAAUAUUUUAUCGUGAGUCAGUUAGAUAGGCGUUGAUCUUGUCUAUAUGUAAAUGAGAACUUAAAUAAGUAUAUUUUGUCAAUUUGUUCUAGAGUUUAGAUAUUAUAUAUGUAUAAGAGUAAAUAUUUAUGUUAUUAGAUCUAGGCAUAAUAAUUUCCGUUGGCAUUAUCAGCUAGCAUGCUGUACUUUUCAGUUAAACUGUAAAUGUUCACCAUUCAAUGAUUUAUCGAAUUGUUUUUGGAAUGGUAGUAAGCGUAACUACAUUGCGAGAAGGUGCAAAACUUGAGUUUUAAAAUGAUAUUAGAAUAACGGAGUUCUUAAUGAAGUUUAUAAAUAUCGGAUGUUUUAAAAUGAGCUUAUUAUUGAAAUUGUUCACACAAUUAUAUUGAUUUGAAUGGAUUUGUAAUAUACAAUGCUUAUAAUAAUGAAUAAUUGAGCUUCCCGAUCGCGGAGUUUGGGUUAAUUAGUGCUUCGUAGUAUUUUUUCAUCAUUAUUAUAAGGGACUAGAGGAAUUUUAAGUACCUACCAGAUUUUUCAUAUGUGAAAUAACUAAAAACAACAACACCUCAAUUUGGUAAUUUUGUAUGUUGUGACUAGAUCAGAGGUAUAGUACUCUAAUCUAGUCAUCUAUUUAUAAUAAAAAUAUAAAUGAAGUUAUGUAGUUCAAUACCAUAGGGUGCAUCGGUGGAGUCCAGGAUAAGGAUAUUCUGAAUAAUCCUGUUAAAAUUGUGAUUUACACUGGAUGAAUAUAUCCACAAAGUCUGGAUUCCCCACAUCGCUUUACCAAGUUGUUGAGAUAUUUGCAAAUGUUUUACCAUAUACAUUUAGUGUAGCUACAGUACAUUUUAUAUGGCACUCUUUGAUAAUGUUCGCCCGUUAAUGUUGGUACCAGAUAUUUAAAUGGUGUUGAUUCUCUUGUUCGGAUAUAAAAGUUUUUUACUCACCAUCUGUGGGACCGAAAUAAAAAUAAGGUAUGAUCUUCACAUUGAUUUUAAUUUUAGCAACAUAGCCUCUAGAGAGAUGCACAAAAGAAUCAGCGCCACAAGUAGUUUCAAUCGUUAUAAAAUAUACCGCAGUUAGUUUUCUGAUGUUGCUUGAUGAUUAGCCAGGGUCAAAGAUUUUAGUUGAAUUCAGACCAUGUGUCUUCUUAGUCAAUGGGUAUUCAUACAAUGAUACUCUCCAAAUUUAUAGUGAACUAGGACCAAAAUAUAUCAAUUUCUCUGUUUCUAAUGGUAAUAAUAUAUUAUGUUGUUUUUAAUUUUAAAUAAUGUUUAUUCUCCUCUCGUGACUAACAGUGUAAAAUGUAAUUAAUUGCUAAAAUAUAAAAGAGUAGUCCGUAUUGUGAGAUUUAUGUUUUAGAAGCAUUUAACAUAAAAUUUUAUAUAUGUAGAUGAUAUCAUUAUUUUUAAUAUGAUGAUGCAAUUUUGAUUAAUGGGUUAUAAAUAAAUUGUCUAAAAAUUAUUAUAAUGUUUAUUUUAUUCAGACAAAUUAUGAAUAUACAUUAGUUUUAUAUUAAAUACAGUUAUAGUAAGAUUUAUCCUCUUUCACAAAUAAUAUCUACAAUACUAGGUUCCAUAAGUUGUGGGUCGACGCAUCUCAGCUGCGCAGAAGCAAGCGCAUCUUCGAGCAAAGCAUUGAGUAAUCUUUCAUCAUUCCCCAUACAAGACAACCUCUGUUGUAGGAAAUGCACAUCCACCUGCAACUGUUGCAAGCCGUGCUUGCCGAACGUGCGCAGCCUCACACACUCAACUAACGCCUUUAAGGCUACUUUCAGAGCUCCAUUAGAUAAUGCCGCCCUGUCAGCUCCAGCUGGACUGAAAACUUCAAUUCUCUCGGAAAAUAUUCUGUUAAGUGGUGAGAAUGAAGAUGGGGCGCGCGACCAGAUAGUUCGUCGACUAGAAUCACUGGAAGGUUUAAUACUCGUCGGGAAUAGUUGCGAGGCUGCACUGUCUGCACUAGCUAGCGUUUCAACUACUCUGCGGCAAACAGCACGAGGCCCACGCGGUUCAGGUGCUCUCAACCAAUCCCUAGCCAGCACUGACACUCUUAACAUCUGUGCUGCUGUCUGCCCAAUAAAGACCACCUCACAAUCCAAGGCAGCUUGUGCAGCUGUAGAAAGGUGUACCAUAACACUAUUUGUGUCCUUACUUGGUAUUGUUAGCCCUGGGGCAGAUUCUUCUAAAAGCUUUAGCAAGUGAUUAUGUAAUGUUGAGACACCACUUACUUGCAUUUCUAAGCAUAAUUUAGCUAAGAUUAAUAGUAACUCAAAGGGAAUAUUGUUAUUUGAUGUUUGUACGCUAGCCAUCUUUUUGACCAUAUCAGACAAAUUAAUCAUAGUCUCAGAAAUUACUUUCCAGCAUGUGUCAGCUACAGCUGUCGCACACCAUGGUUUGAGACCAAAUGAGAGAUUAUUUUGUAAGAAGGCCAUGAGAUCCAAUAAUGAUGCUUGGACUUUUUGCAUCAAGUAUACUUGGAGAGAAUUCAAUAUAUCCUUUAGGUCAGUGGUAUCUGUACCUUUACUUGCUAAUGACUGUCUUACUUUAGUCAGGCUAUCUUUAAAUUGAGAUUGAAUUGAUUGAUACUGUAUUGUAGCCUUAUGAUUGAUGCACUGUAUUACUACAUCAAUUGCUUUAUUAGACAUGGUGUCACUAGAAAUGAUCUCUGUCAUUGCCUGUAACUUCCUGAAGAAUUUGUCCAACCCUCUGAUCAAAAUUUCAGUUCCUAUAUUUUCUGGUUUCUUGACAACUUCUUCAAAAAGGUGAAAUACUUGCAACAUGAUUUUGUCUGCAAAAUCUGGAAUGUUAGUACUCUCUUUAUCUUGAAACAUAUCAUGGUAACAAGAUAUAAUAAUUCCAAGGUCAGCUAACAGAGUGUUAUUGCAUUUUUCAACCCACUCUAAGAUAUCAGUAGUUUCAACCAUCCCACUUAAUGCUUGUAAGUGUUGGUCAAGUCUACUUUCAGAACAGCUUAGGAAAAUAUCUUGCAGAGAAGAGUCUGUUUCUUGGAGUUGUCUUAAUAAGCCAACACUUUCAGCCAGUUCAGAGGCUGAGGUGUCAGGGCUUAGCAGUCUUUCUCGUAAGGUCUUCUUUAGAGCAUAAAUAAUUUCAGAACACUCAGUCUGAAUGCUUUGGAAUGAAGGCUGGUUGCCAUACUUUUGUAAUACUCUUUGAGCAUGAGUAUAAUCGUGAACAGCAUCGGCAUACCUGCCGUCUUCGAUAGCUUUGUUCAGUUGGGAAGGCAACAAGAAUAAGAACUGAAGCUUAUCCAGUAAUUGUCUUGUCCCACACAACCUGCUGACAUUAUUACCACUUUCUCUCAACGAAUCAGAAAUCUGGGCACUAAAUGUAGUUAUUUUGUUCAUAUUUUCACUGAGCUUGUUCAUUUCUUCUUGCAUUAUUUUAAAAUCUGUUCUCAUUUUUCGAACAGUUUCUGUAGCAGAGAUAAACUUAUUAUAGUUUUCGUAUACUAACGUUUGCAUUUCUGACUGUAGAAACUGGCUCUGGGUGACUAUUUCAGCCUCUUUGUCCAUCACUUGCUUAAGUGUAGCACAUUUGAGGAGGACAUCUAAAUACAUGUCUGGAUUGAAGUUGCUUCCGUCUAUAUCCAACGGGUUUUCCUCUUUCUCCUUUGCUGCGUCUGCCAUUUUUGUGAAACUAUAGUAAUAGGUAUACCUAAUAAUAAUGCAAACAGAAUAUAUAACUCAAUUAAUCUAGGUAUUCGUUU
Molecule: messenger RNA, 11977 nt
Organism: Spodoptera exigua (beet armyworm)
Lineage: Eukaryota; Metazoa; Arthropoda; Insecta; Lepidoptera; Noctuidae
Source: the annotation of a GenBank genome assembly